AUUCGGGAGUUAUAUUCUUUGUCAUAAUUUAAGUGUUCAGGCGAAAAAAUUUAUUGACUUCAAACGAGUCACAUGCAAAGCCGGUAAUGGCGGUAACGGAAUGGUCUCGUUUUUACGUGCUUUUCGAGUACCAUUCGGUGGACCUGAUGGUGGAGAUGGUGGCAAUGGUGGUCAUGUCAUACUUAAAGCCGAUCACUCAACAAAGGAUUUAUCAAGACUCUCUUCUCAAUUAAUUGCAAAGAAUGGCGAUUACGGUAAACCGAAAAGCUGUCACGGUAAAAACGCUGAGCAUCGAAUCGUCAAAGUACCGGUUGGAACGAUCGUGAAACAGAUCAAUACCGAUACGAUUGUUGCUGAGUUGAACCGAAAUGGUUCAAUAUUCUUGGCUGCGAGGGGUGGUGCUGGAGGUCAUGGUAAUCAGUUUUAUGUGAGUAACUCGGUUAGGAUUCCAGUCAAAGCCGAAUAUGGUGGAAUGGGUGAAGAAAAAUGCUAUGAUAUCGAAAUGCGAAUGUUAGCCACGGCCGGUCUAGUGGGUUUUCCAAAUGCGGGUAAAUCCUCGUUGUUACGAGCGAUUUCAAGAGCAUCACCGAAGGUAGCCAGCUAUCCUUUUACGACACUAAACGCUCAUGUUGGCGUUGUGCUUUAUGAAGAUUUUGUGCAGAUAUCAGUUGCUGACAUUCCUGGCUUAAUUGAGGGAUCGCAUCGAAAUGUUGGAUUAGGUGUCAACUUUCUUAAGCACAUUACAAGAUGUGAAUGUCUGUUUUUCAUAAUUGAUUUGUCGCUGUUGUCACUUCGAUUCAAUAUCGACCGGAUACGUUCCUCUUUCAAACCGUAUCCUGUAUUUUUUAUAUCGGCUAAAUAUGGUAUUGGUAUUGAGUCAUUAUUAUCACAUCUGCGUAUGCUCUACGAUGCUACACACCGCAACUCUGUCACUGAAGAAGAUGCAAGUGGAAAGUUGAUAUUGUGA
Anisakis simplex (herring worm) is the source of this 967-nucleotide messenger RNA. The record is from the annotation of a GenBank genome assembly. Lineage: Eukaryota; Metazoa; Nematoda; Chromadorea; Rhabditida; Anisakidae.